AUGCAAGACAAUCUAGCACAGGAAUCAUUAGAUGACAAUCUAUCUCAACCAAGUCUACCAGCACCGUAUGAUAAAUCGAUUAAAGAAACAACGAUAACUACGCAAAGUGAGCAGAGACACAACCAGAUUUCAUCACCAAAUUAUGAUAAAGAAAAUAAACAAAUCUUGCAGAGACCAACACGUAAAAGACCACGUCAAACAACAACAGCUUAUAUAAUUCAACCGAAAAAAAGCGAACGUUUGGCUAAAAGAUUACUGUGUUAA
Didymodactylos carnosus is the source of this 264-nucleotide messenger RNA. Lineage: Eukaryota; Metazoa; Rotifera; Eurotatoria; Philodinida; Philodinidae. The record is from the annotation of a GenBank genome assembly.